AUGAGAACUUUGCUACAUUUCUUCCUUUUCUUGAUCACACUCUGGGUCAGUAUCAUCAUCCCACCAGUUCACAGCCAGUGUAUUAAAGACCAGCAACUAUCAUUGCUCCAAUUCAAGAAAAGCCUCGUGUUUGUUUCUCUCCAUCCUUCCACCAAGCUUAUUUCUUGGAAUGCAAGUACUGAUUGUUGUUCUUGGGUCGGCGUCACUUGCAGCCGUAAUGGGCGUGUUCUGGGUCUUGACAUAAGCAGUGAACAUGUCUCAGCUGGAAUUGACAAUUCCAGCAGUCUCUUCCAUCUCCAUUAUCUUCAAAGCCUCAACCUGGCGGACAACCUCCUCGGCAGCGACUCUCAAUCAAUUCCAUCCGCGAUCGGAAAGCUCGCGAACUUGAGGUAUCUGGAUUUAUCUGAUAAUCGUUAUCCAGGGAAAAUUCCCAUCGAGAUUUCACGCUUGACGAGGUUGGUGGUUCUUGCUUUGUCUGACAAUGUACAACUUGGAAGUCCAAAUUUACGCAUGUUGGUUCAAAACUUCACAGAGCUUAGAGAGUUAUAUCUUGAUAGUGUCCAAAUAUCAGAACAGGGGAGUGAGUGGUGCCAAGCCAUAUCAUCUUCCCUUCCCAACCUCAAGGUUUUGAGCUUGUCCUCUUGUAAUCUUUCAGGCCCUCUUCUCGAGUCCCUUGCUAAGCUUCAGUCUCUAUCCGUGAUUAGGUUGAACUGGAACAAUAUCUCUGCGCCAGUUCCAGGAUUCUUUGCCAACUUUUCAAACUUGACUGUCUUGAGUCUCCCGGGAUGCGAGUUGCAUGGAACAUUUCCCAAAGAGAUCUUUCAGUUGCCUUCUCUACAAAGUAUUGACCUUUCAUUUAAUGACCAACUCGAUGGUUCCUUGCCAGAAUUCCCAAGGAAUGGAUCUCUUCAGUACCUGGAUCUAAGCUGGACAAAUUUUUCAGGGUUAUUGCCAAAUUCUAUUGGCAAUCUCAAAAUGUUGUCCACCAUAUAUAUUCAAGAAUGCUAUUUCACCGGACCGAUGCCCAAGUCAAUGACAAACCUUACACGGUUGGUUUCUUUGUCGAUGUCUGGUAACAAGUUGGAAGGUUCAAUUCCGUCAUUCAGUGGGGCCAAGAAUGUGAACUUCAUAGACCUUUCCUACAAUGGUCUAACAGAUUUCUCCAGGAAUUAUUUCAUCUCUAUCAUACCGAGUACCAUUGGAUAUGUGUUUCCCAGAACAACCUUUUUCUCACUUUCGAGCAAUAACCUCAAUGGGAUCAUUCCAGAAUCAUUAUGCAAUUCACAUUUUCUUAAGAUUCUUGAUUUGUCCAAUAGCUCUUUGAGUGGCACGGUUCCCCACUGCUUAACGACAAUGUGGAGUCUUGAAGUACUCAACGUAAGGAGAAACAAUCUUACAAAUGUUGAUGACUUCUCUCAUAAUUGCGGGUUAAAAACUCUAGACAUAAGUGAAAAUCACCUUCAAGGCCGGUUUCUAAAAUCUCUUGUCAACUGCACCCAGUUAGAGGUUUUAAACCUUGGAAAAAAUUUGAUAACAGAACCAUUUCCCUGCUUUUUAAGGAACACAUCCACCUUGCGUGUCCUCGUCUUGCGAUCCAACAAAUUUUAUGGGCACAUUGGAUGUCACAAGACUAAUGGCAGUUGGCCAGUACUUCAAAUCAUAGACUUAGCUCACAACAAUUUUAGUGGUGAAGUACCUGGAACAGCUUUGACAACCUUGCAGGCGAUGAGGACUAGCAAAGAUGCUGCCCCAUGGAAGAUCAAUAACCUUCAAUUUGAUUUGGAUGGAAUUUAUUAUCAAGAAGAUACAAUCACAGUUACCAACAAAGGUUUAGACAUGGAGCUGGUGUUUGUUUUAGCUAUAUUCACCUCCAUUGACUUCUCGUACAACAAGUUCAACGGAUCAAUACCCAAGGAAAUUGGAGAACUCAAAUCAUUGUAUGCCCUCAACUUGUCCAACAAUGCUUUCACAGGUGCAGUUCCAUCAUCACUAGGUAACUUGAGUCAGCUAGAGUCCUUGGACCUCUCGAAAAACAAACUAAGCGGUCAAAUCCCACCGGAGCUUACAAAACUCACUUUCCUUGAAUUCUUGAAUCUCUCAUAUAAUCAAUUGGUCGGGAGGAUACCAAGUGGUGCUCAAUUUUCAACAUUUGAUGCAGCUUCUUUCGAAGGUAAUAAAGGAUUAUGGGGGCCUCCUUUGACAGCAGAUAAUCGAACAGGGUUCUCAUCACCAAAGCUAGAAGGAAACCAUUCAAAUGCUAGACAUGAGAUUGAUUGGGAUAUUAUCUGUCCUGAAAUUGGGUUUACAUGUGGGUUUGGGAUUGUCAUCGGGUCACUUUUGUUUUGCAAGAGAUGGAGGAAAUGCUGGAACAAAGAUUUGGUCAUCACAGGAGACAUGUUUACGUACAUCAAAGAUACUGGAGACGUUGAAGUGGUUGUGAAGAUCAAUGCACUUGACUCGUUGUUGGCCUCACUGGUGAGGAACUGGCAGAAUGACAUUGAGAUAUGGGAUAAGAGAGCUGUUGCAGAUGUCAAAAUUGUAUGA
Rosa chinensis is the source of this 2544-nucleotide messenger RNA. Its product is annotated as receptor-like protein 19. Lineage: Eukaryota; Viridiplantae; Streptophyta; Magnoliopsida; Rosales; Rosaceae. The record is from RefSeq and is a predicted model, not a curated record. The transcript is spliced from 4 exons. Bases 1 to 2544 code for a protein of 847 amino acids. Gene Ontology annotation, molecular function: protein binding.